This is a messenger RNA of Aspergillus steynii IBT 23096, 829 nucleotides long. Its product is annotated as OB fold domain-containing protein. The transcript has 2 exons. Gene Ontology annotation, cellular component: nuclear body; RecQ family helicase-topoisomerase III complex. Lineage: Eukaryota; Fungi; Ascomycota; Eurotiomycetes; Eurotiales; Aspergillaceae. The record is from RefSeq and is a predicted model, not a curated record. Gene Ontology annotation, biological process: resolution of meiotic recombination intermediates; double-strand break repair via homologous recombination. Bases 65 to 790 code for a protein of 241 amino acids.
AUUUCUCUCCUGCGCAAACCAAUCAUUCAGUCAACACUCGCUUGGCCCAAUCCCCCAACUCCUCAUGACCAACGUUCAUCAGCAAAUAUCUGCUCAAUUGCGGAGCAAAUCCCUCCCCGUCUCUACGUCCUGGCUCACCACCUUCGUGGCCUCCGCAUCCCUCCAGCGCAAUGUUCCUCUCUCGGCCCUGACGCAAACCGCUUUAUUUCGCGUCCUAGCCUCGGAUUUCAGAGAUUCCUUGACGACCAGCUCUCCCUCCUCCAUCCUUCCCGCCGACAUAUUCGACCCUACGGUGCAAGAAAGACGAAUCCAAGGCCCAAUUCCCGUGCAGGUCCUGGAUAUCGAAGAUAUCGGCUCGAGUCUAUGGAGCCAAGUCGAGGCCAUCGAGCGCGUCGAACGCGGAGAAGCUAUACGGGGGCGCGAGAUCGUGCGGACGGUGAAUGUGGGUGAGGACAGAGGAGAGGGUGCAGACGGCGCGAACGGCACCGCGGGGUCGACCGAGUCGGGGAACAGCAAUGGUCCGCAUCGACUGAUUGUUCAAGACGCGGCGGGGACAAAAGCCGUCGCGGUGGAAUUGAGGCAGGUUCAUGGUGUUGGCCUGGGGAAGCUCCCGAUCGGAGCGAAGUUGCUUCUGCGUAAUGCGACGGUGGCACGAGGCAUGGUGUUGUUGACGCCCGAGUGUGUGACUAUACUAGGAGGGAAGAUCGACGCGAUGGAUCAGAUUUGGAGGGAUGGCAGGAAGGAGAGACUAUUGGAAAGGAUUACAGCAACAGGAGAGCAGACGCAAUGAAGCUGAAAUGGUCCGAGUGAGUGAAGGUCCUGGAAAGUC